UUGUUACAAUAUUCACAUCGCAUUCUGUUAUUUCAAAACGAUCUGCUCUUCGCAAAUCAUAGAGAAAUACAAGCCCAAGAAUAGUUAAGUAAACGUCAUAAAAUCCUUUACCUGAGCGAGUAUAAACGGAGUAGUCAUCAGGCGUAGAGUUAAGAGGGUAGGGAUGAAUGGGCGGAGCAGAUAUAGGUGCCCUCUUGUGUUUACCUCUAGAAAAUGUUGAUUGGCAGAUGAAUGAGGAGGCCCGUUACCGGGAUCGAGUGGUUCAGUAAGUACCUGCGCAAAACUACAACUUCGUCGGUUGCUACGUCGGUUGCUCCGUCAGUCUUGUUUCGCCCGUUCAGAGCGUCUAACCAAAGAAUCCAGUUUAUCGUGAGUUGACCAAAGAACCCAGCUUGUCCUGACGUGCACGAGUUCAAUUCAAUCUAAGCAAUAUGGCAAAUUUGGAGACUGAAGAUUUUCGAGUUCCUUUCCCGGAAAGCGACUCGAGAAUCGUGAAUGACUGCACCAAGGUGGAAACGCAAUCCGAAGAAUAUACCGUCAACAGCAACUACGUUUGGCGGAUACAGAAUUUUGAUUGGUUGAAACUACAGCAAUCCGGGUUCAUCACGUCGGACAUUUUUUACACCUCCGACCCGAGGGAUGAUUUUAUGUGGCGCAUGUCCAUCGAAGUCAGUAAAUUUGAUAGAGAUCAGCAUGUGAUGUGCGUACGCAUUCUUCUGCAAGAUAACUUCAAGGAGGUGGUUGACGCCAAUUACUCGAUGUGCAUUCUUGAUAAAAACGACGCCAGAACGUCAGAAGGGGUUAUGCCAACGGCGUUCAGUAGCCACAAGGGCCGUUCAGCGAUAUCCGCUAUAAGCGUAAACUAUCUUCGGAAUCAUCUUGUACACGAUAAGCUAUUACCCGACGGCCACUUGAACAUACUUUGCCAAAUAAAGAGAGAAGUGAAACCGUACAAAUGUGGUAUCCCCAGGGACCUCGGCCUCCUCUUCGACAGCGCCAAACUGAGCGACGUGACGCUCGUAGUCAAGAAGAUCGAGUUUUCGGUGCACAGGAGCAUACUGGCGGGUCGCAGCCCCGUGUUUGCCUCGAUGUUUGAUCUAAAUAUGAUCGAGAGCAAGAAGGAUAUGGUAGAAAUUCCGGACAUCGAGCCGGAGGUUAUAAAGGAACUGCUGAGGUUCAUCUAUACCGAUAAAGUCGAGAAUAUCGAGGUGUUAGGUCUCGAAAUAUUCAUUGCUGCCGAUCAAUACGCCUUGGAGGAUCUCAAAUUCGAAUGCGAGAAUGCGCUUUGCAGCAGUAUAGACACCGAGAACGCUGGGGUGCUGUUGAAGUAUGCUGAUAUUUAUGGAUCUCAUCGGUUGAAAAGUGAAGCUCGAAAGUUCUUAUUUGAAAACGCUAAGGAUGUAGCCGAGGCGGAGGGCUACGAUGCUCAUGUUGAUGGAUAUCUCACUUUCUUGAUGAGAAUUCUACCAUUGGAUGAUUGAUUUUCAAGAGAGUGAAUUUUUUGCAGAUUUAUUCGCCUCUGCUUACAUUUUGUUUUCCAACGUAGUCGUUAAUUUUGCUCCUUUUUAGAUAGUCAUGGAAAGAAAUAAUUUUGAAUAUUUUGUUUUUAUAGUGCCGUGUGAAAAAGUGCAAUAAGUCGAUCAAAUAUUUGUAAAUUUUUUUUUUUAAUUAAACGCUUUACAACUUAUUCUGAUCCUUCACAUUAUUAUGAAAUACAUCCUUAUUACUGUA
Molecule: messenger RNA, 1731 nt
Organism: Nasonia vitripennis (jewel wasp)
Lineage: Eukaryota; Metazoa; Arthropoda; Insecta; Hymenoptera; Pteromalidae
Product: speckle-type POZ protein-like
Exons: 3
Coding region: 432-1481 (349 amino acids)
Biological process (GO): proteasome-mediated ubiquitin-dependent protein catabolic process; regulation of proteolysis
Cellular component (GO): cytoplasm
Molecular function (GO): ubiquitin protein ligase binding
Source: RefSeq, a predicted model, not a curated record